This is a messenger RNA of Tribolium madens (black flour beetle), 3423 nucleotides long. RefSeq names its product nicotinamidase. The record is from RefSeq and is a predicted model, not a curated record. Gene Ontology annotation, molecular function: calcium ion binding. The transcript is spliced from 5 exons. The coding region runs from base 2242 to 3240 and encodes 332 amino acids. NCBI's taxonomy places the organism in Eukaryota, Metazoa, Arthropoda, Insecta, Coleoptera, Tenebrionidae.
AGGUCUCUUUGAAGCAGAAACAAAUUGCGUUUAUUGAAUUCUAACUACUUUGUUUUCGAAAUAUCGAACAGUAAUAUACAUACUUGGGUGAUCCGUAACUCAACUGUGUCAGUUACUCAUUAAAAUCGCAAAUUGAACUUGAAAUUACAACUACUUUUUUUAAUCAAUAGUUAACUACAAACUUGAACGAGGUAUCUCUAUUACAAAUCCUAACGAGUCGCUAAUAUCCGCCUGCAUUACUUCAACUUUUAUUAAUAGUGACAUUCCGGAGGAAAGAGUAAAGCAGCUAACUAUUUUUAGCUGAGAAAAGCGAAAGCCGCUUAAAAAAUCAAUUCUGGUAUUGCAGUAAUAAGUAGUUUAAAGAUGAAUAACUCUCAGUUUUCCAAUAAUAUGCGUUUUGUUUAAAAGGUUCACUCGUGAUUUUAUCGAUCAAAAUAGUUGAAAUUAUCGAUCUAUUUUAAACUGCAACAAGAAUACAAUACGUUGUUAAAGUUUCCACCAAUUGUUAUCUAUUUUUGAAAAAGAUUUUUUUAUAAUAUCUGGCGCAUUUUACGUAUCUUUUCAAUAUUAAAAUGGGCAUAAAAUAUUCAUUUGUCGACCUGAAAACGAGUACAAAGAGAAAUGACUCCUCUAUUAUUAAACAGUACUCGCCAGAUAUUGGAUGGACAAACCGCGCACUCAUCAGAAAAAUAUGGAAGUGAUAAAUUAUUUACAGGAGACUCAUGUUUAUUGUAUCGUUUGCCAAAAAGAUUUUUCUUUAUACUGAAUGAUGCUACUUCAGAUUUAUUGUUUCAACUUUCGAGAAAUAAAUCUCACGACUAGAUAAACAUUUUAAUUUGUUUCCUGUCGAUAACAUUAUUUGCUGCAGCGUGGGGUAUGUAUCUAUCGAUUUGCGAAGCACUUAAUUAAUUUACACUUAAUAGCCAAUAAAACCAAUUAUACUAUUAUCAGAGUUCAAGGUUUACAUUUCAGCAAAUAUGUCGAAAAAUCUUCAUCAGCUUUGGAAAGCAACACGUCAAAAUCUAUAACACUCAUUUGUGAUACAUAUUUGUUGGUUUGAAAGUCUUUUUCUAGUUAUACUAAAGUGUUAUUUGGGACAGAAAGAAGACAAAAAAAAAAUAGCCUAGCCGCCUAUUAACACGCGACUUGUGCAUUGUAAAAUCUAAUUAUCUAAAUUUCAGGAAGCUUAUUUCAGUACAAAAAUAAAUAAAUCCGAAUAUGUUUGAAGAGUUUCUAUUUUAAGAGCUGGUUAGUAAUUUUUUUUUUUUUUUGCGCAUAAGACAACUUUGUGACUAUUUUAAUGCCUUUAACUGCGCUUUUCUAACGACAACAAUGCACGAAACUUAUUUUUCAUAUUUUUUCCUUCUUUGUUAUAUCAAGCCACCAACUGAAAAAUAUAGUUUUCAGUAAAUUCAGCAACGUACCGAGUACAACAGUGCAACACUGUUAGGGUAAUAAAUAAUUAAAUUCCAUCACAAUAAUACUCUAAUAAAUUAUCUGUUGUGUUUACUUCAUUUAUGAAUUUCCACAAUAAAUUUUUGUUUUACAUGCUAAAAAAACGUACAUCAACGCGAAUUUGUUUUAAAAAAAAAACAUGUGUUUUAAUCAGAUUUAAUUGUUGUUGGUGCAUCUAGUAUUUGAUUGAAAUAAAGUUGUUGAAGCGAUUUUGUCGGAAAGUUCAAAAGGCUUUUAAUUAUUAAAAUCGACUAAACCGAUUCGGGAAUUACGUUUAAUUAAUUUUAGUUCAGUCAGAUUUGUCGGUGCGUUUUAUAAUUAAAUAUUAAAUCAAAUGAAAAUGACCGAACGGUAUACCUUGUAAAUAUUUUCUAACCUUGAACAUGAUAAAAAUGUAACUGAGCUUUCGCCGGAAGCAAAUGUAAUUUAAAAAAUAAUUGCUAUCUGAAGCGGUUUGCUUGAGAAUCAAUAAACCUGUGUAUAUAAAGCAUCUCUUUGAUUUUACUUUUAUUAGUUCGAAUUAACAAAGCAAACGAAAUAAUUUUCUUUUGAUAGAUAUAUUUUUUGUCAGGGAUAAAUAUAUCAUCAUUUAAAAGGUGUGUGAUACCGCGUUCUCUAUUGUGCUUUUAAUGUAGGUAUUUUCAUGGCUGAAAAGUGCAUACAAACUGUAUUAGGUAGUUUUUAUCGCACUACCCGGUGCCAGUCUGUAACACCCCCGCUUUAGUAAGGACCAACAAACUUUGAAAAUGAUCGAUUUAGUAGAUUUUGUUUGUUAGUUUACCUACCAUGGAGGCCUGCUUCUCAGCAUUUGAUAAGAACAGUGAUGGCUAUUUAGAUUUGGAAGAGUUUCGGUUGUUGACUCGUGCCCUUUUCCGGAAUGAUAAAGGGAAGAUCUAUAAUUUAGAAGAAGAAAAGCUUCGAGAAACCUUUAACGUAUUUGAUUGCAACAAUGACGGAUUCAUUGAUAGAGAAGAGUUCGUUUUUUGUUGGAACCAUUGGAUCAAAAUCAUAGUCCGGCCGAUCUCAGCCUUCUUAAUAGUCGACGUUCAGAAUGACUUUAUAAGUGGUACACUAAACAUAAGUAAUUGUUCUGCACAACAAAAUGGAUUAGAAGUAGUAGAACCUAUCAAUCAUUUGUUGGACACCGUCCAAUUCGAUGUAGUAUUCUACUCUCUAGACUGGCAUCCUAGUAACCACGUAUCAUUUAUCGAUAAUAUUAGUCAAAGGGAGAUCCAUCCAUCAAGUUCCGUCACAGCUGAAAAUGCACAAACUUACGAUACUGUCAUUUUUGCCGGGCCUCCUCCUAUGAAGCAGCGCUUGUGGCCCCGUCACUGCGUCCAAGACACAUGGGGCUCGGAACUCCACAAGGACCUCAAGGUUGUUGAGAAUUCGAUAAAAGUGUACAAAGGCACCAAUCCAGACGUCGAUUCCUAUUCGGUAUUUUGGGAUAAUAAGAAAAUGACAGAUACGACUCUUUGCGCUCAGUUGCGAAUGCGAAAUGCGACGGAUAUAUACAUUUGUGGUUUAGCAUAUGACGUAUGUGUAGGUGCAACGGCUGUUGAUGCACUUGCAAUUGGUUACAGAACGAUUCUUCUCGACGAUUGCAGCCGAGGGGUUGAUUUGUUGGAGAUAGAAAAGACUAAAAAUACAGUCAUUAAGAACAACGGGGUUAUUAUCAAUUCGAAUCAAGUCAAAGCGAUGGUUGAAGGGCGAGACAGGCGUCCAGAACUGGGUUAUAAAUUAGCAAUGGAACUCAAAAUGAACAAACUGGAGAAUAAUCAUUAAUUAUUUUUGAAAUAUAUCGUUUGCUAGUUAUUACUAUAUUGCCAGGUAGAGAAUUUAAACGAAUAUGAGAAAAAAAUGUGGCUCCAGUGCCAGUAUUUGCUUUUUGUGUGUGUAUAUGUGUGUGUAAAAAAGCAAUUUGUGCAUAAUUGUAUUGAAAUUGUAUAUGAAUGAAAUAAAAUUGGU